AUUAUGUCAGCGUGACAGCUUAUAAACACAUGUAUCCGCCAAGAUUGUCAACAGAGGAAUCUAUUUGUUUUUAAUAUCCGGAAAGUGAUAGAAAAACAAAGUUGAAAAUGCCGCAAGCCACACAUAAAUUCGAUGCGAACAAAAUGCGAAAAUUGAUGGAACAAGAAACUGAAUACAUUUCCAAUUUGUUCACAAUUUUCGAUGUUCCCGAUUCGGUUGAAGACGACACUAUCGACGAACAGUUUUUACUAAACAACAUCAAAUCGUUGAAAAAGUCAAAAACGCCAACGGCUCCAGCUAAAGCAAAUGCAAAGCAAAAUUCAACUGACAUUGAAGAGAAACUGGAAAUUAUGCGCAACAAAUGGAAAAGCAAGAAAUCCAAACCAUCGGAGAGGACGAUUAAAAAGCGUGAACAAAAGAAAUUGAAAAAGACAAAGGAGUUCAAGAAGAAGAUCGUGUCCAUUGCCAAAUCGGCAAAGAAUGAGAAAAUCAAAGAGGAGAAAUCGAACGAAGAUAACAAAGAGGAUGUGAAAGCAGCUGUGGUGUACAAUGAGGAGGGAAAAAUGGUUUUCCCGAAAUUCGAAUUCGCUGCUCAGAAGAGCAAAGCGAAGAAAAGCAAGAAGGACAAGGUGGUGAAGAAUCCGAAGCUUCUUUUGAAAACAAUCAAAAAGCAACGGAAAGAGAUCGAAGAACUGAAGGAGCGAGGCGAUGUGGACGAGGCCAAUAAAAUCACGAAUGAUCUGGCAUGGAAAAAGGCAUUCGAUAAAGUCGAAGGAAAGAAGGUUAAAGACGAUACAGCCUUGUUGCAGAAGACAAUAAAACGUCGCAAAGUGGAAAAGAAGAAAUCGAAAACAGACUGGAAACAGCGACAACAGAAAGUAACUAAAAACAUUGAAGAACGACAGAAGAAGCGACAAGAGAACCUUAACAAAAAGAAAGAUGAGAAGAAGAAACACAAAUUGAAGAAAAUGGCCAAGAGAGGACGGGUCAUUCCCGGUUACGGUUAAAUGUAAAAACUUAUUUUGUUUUUAGAAAAUAAAUUUCCUUUGAA
This is a messenger RNA of Bradysia coprophila, 1051 nucleotides long. It is a transcript of the gene Surf6, whose product is annotated as Surfeit locus protein 6. The record is from RefSeq and is a predicted model, not a curated record. Gene Ontology annotation, cellular component: nucleolus. Gene Ontology annotation, biological process: ribosomal large subunit biogenesis; ribosomal small subunit biogenesis. Gene Ontology annotation, molecular function: RNA binding; DNA binding. Lineage: Eukaryota; Metazoa; Arthropoda; Insecta; Diptera; Sciaridae.